Brachypodium distachyon (stiff brome) is the source of this 1076-nucleotide messenger RNA. Its product is annotated as lectin. The coding region runs from base 147 to 887 and encodes 246 amino acids. Lineage: Eukaryota; Viridiplantae; Streptophyta; Magnoliopsida; Poales; Poaceae. The transcript is spliced from 3 exons. The record is from RefSeq and is a predicted model, not a curated record.
CGUCUUCACUUUCUUUACCCUGAAAUCGUGAUGCUUCAGCUCAGUUCAGUUGUUCUAACAAGGCUUCAAGCCAACUUCUGAAGCUAUAUAUAUAUCUCACGAUCAGCUAGCACUCCAGGAGAAGUCCAGUCGAGAGAAAACCGACCAUGGGGGCCGCGCCGUCUUCGCCAAAAGAGACGUCUUCCGUGUCAUCGUGCACCGGCGAUGGCCGUGCCGUGCCGAUGGCGCACAGUGCUGAUUCCACCUCUGGCACAAACCUGCAGGCCCAGUCCAAGCGAGCGCCGGCUCCUCACAUGUUCCGGGAGAUCGUCGCCAACGAGAAGGCUACUGAUUUAGCUGCAAUGGAAGAUCAGGCCUGCACAGGGAUCUUCUUGGCCGGAAAAACAAAGAAGUACUGGGUGGAUGAGAGGACCAGGCACAACUGCUUCAUGCUGCUCCCAAGAGGCCUAGCCGUCACUUGGAGUGAAGACCCCAGAUACUGGACUUGGCAUGCCCUGAAAGAAGGAAGCGACGGCGAAGCUGAAAAAAUCGAGGCAGUGAUGCUGCAGAACGUCUGCUGGUUGGAGGUUCAUGGGAAGCUGGAGCUGUCCCAUCUUACACCGGGAGUCACCUAUGAGGUUGUCUUCGAAGUGAUGCUCAAAGAUCCAGCCUAUGGAUGGUCUGUGCCGGUGAACCUCCAGCUCAAACUCCCCGACGGAACGGUCCAGCAGCGCAAAGAGAAUCUGCUGGAGAAGCCCAGGGAGAAGUGGCUGCAGCUCAAGGUUGGGGAGGUUAAACCACAGAUGGGGCAGAAUGGAGAGGUUGGGAUCUCUAUGUUUGAGUAUGAUGGUGGGGAGUGGAAGAGGGGGCUCCUCAUCAAGGGCAUCAAGAUCAUCCCAAAAAAAUGAUCUGGUUGGUGUUUUAUUAUCGAUGAUCGAUAGCUUUUUGUUUGUCAAAUGCGCUAAGAUCAGCGUGAUGCAUGGGAAUAAUAUUUGUGCUGUUACAAAAUCCAAGACUUCCGAAAGAAUGUUUAUCUUCCCAAAAUUCUUGCACUAGAAAGAAUAUGAGAGUACCUGGUUAUUCUGAACCUCCGAGUA